Molecule: messenger RNA, 1755 nt
Organism: Athalia rosae (coleseed sawfly)
Lineage: Eukaryota; Metazoa; Arthropoda; Insecta; Hymenoptera; Athaliidae
Gene: Prp38
Product: pre-mRNA-splicing factor 38
Exons: 3
Coding region: 534-1433 (299 amino acids)
Cellular component (GO): precatalytic spliceosome
Source: RefSeq, a predicted model, not a curated record
AAUUUUUCCCAUUAAGAUAUCUCAAUUUUUUUGCUCUGAAAAGUAAAAAAUUGGCGAUAACUUUUUUGAUUUUAUAGAUAGAUCAAUUUGGCUUUCGCAUUCGAAAUACAAAAAAAUUAAUAUCAUAAUAAAGAGAUGGUAAUACACGGUAGUCUAAAAUUUAGACAUAGCAUUUGCAUUAUGAAUCAGAUAGGUAUAUCACUAAUUGUAAGCAGGGCAAUCAGGGGUCGCGUAGAGAAGCGCUGGACCUCGCGACUUUCCACUGACUUUGAUAAGACGUAUUACCAUUUUUCAUACGUUCGAUUCGGCAGCGUUAUAUGUGUAAAUGUAGUGGAAUUCUUCAACUGACUAUCUCAAGUUUUAGAAUUUUCCGAUAUUAGGUACAUACCGUUAAAUUUAAAAAUUACGUGGCGAUCAACGAGACGAUUCAAAGUACGACUAGCAAAUGGUGGCGAGCGCCAGAGAGCUUAGCUUUGGGCGGGAGUACACGGAGAUACAGAGUAGUGACAGUCUGUUGCGGGCCGCAGUCGAGGAUGGCGAACCGUACCGUAAAAGACGCUAAGUCUAUUCGUGGAACAAAUCCACAGUAUUUAGUGGAGAAAAUCAUCAGAUCACGAAUAUACGAUUCAAAAUAUUGGAAAGAAGAAUGUUUUGCCCUCACUGCCGAACUACUUGUAGACAAGGCCAUGGAAUUAAGAUACCUUGGAGGAGUCUUUGGUGGAAACGUCAAGCCCACCCCAUUCCUGUGCCUCAUAUUGAAAAUGCUCCAAAUCCAGCCGGAGAAGGAUAUCAUUGUAGAGUUUAUAAAGAAUGAGGAAUUUAAAUACGUACGUGCUUUGGGUGCUCUGUACAUGCGUCUUACCGGAACAUCAGUUGACUGUUACAAAUAUUUGGAACCUUUGUUCAACGACAAUAGAAAAUUGAGGAGGCAGAAUAAACAAGGUCAGUUUGAACUCGUUCACAUGGAUGAAUUUAUUGAUGAAUUGCUCAGAGAGGAAAGAUCCUGUGAUGUCAUCCUGCCUAGAAUACAGAAACGACAUGUAUUGGAGGAAAAUAACGAAAUAGAAGGAAAAAUAUCAGCUUUGGAAGAUGACAUGGACGAAGGAAUUGAGUCUUCCGAAGAUGAAGAUAUACCAGUAAUUAAAGAGGAAAGUCGCAAGCGAGUCGAAGAAUUCGAAAGAGAGCGACACAGAGAUCGUGAGAAGAGGCAUACCCGAACAGAGAAAAAAUCCGAAAGAGAAAAACGGAGGUCAAGAAGUAGGGAGCGAGAGAGAGACAGAAGAGAACGCAAGCGGAGCAAAUCUCCUAAACUGCAUUCUUCCUCUUCAUCCCACAAGGAUAAAGAUAGAGAUAAGGAUAGAUACAGAAGAGAUGAUAGAGAGAAAGAAAGGGAACGUGACCGUAGGAGAGAACGAGAGAGGCCGAGACAUUAGAUUUUCCAUUUUUCUUACCAGAAAAGUGUGGACUGCCAUUUUUGAACAAUUAUCGAGCAUCGCCUCACAUUUGUAUAAUGAGUGACAUAAAAAUUUCUUCUAAUCUUAAUGCUUUCAUGGCAUUUUAUCAAUGAACGUGAACUUCAAUUUGUAAUUGACAAGAGUAAGUUCUGAUUCUCAGUGCAGAUGAAAACACAAUUUAAUGACGGAAAAGUAUAUAAUUUUCUUUGUAUUUUAUUGGAUAUACUUACUUGGUUCAAGUAUUCACUGACCAAUUAAGUGGUAAGUAAUGAUUGAUUAAAUACAGUUUGAUAACAUCAGA